This is a messenger RNA of Paramuricea clavata, 951 nucleotides long. The record is from the annotation of a GenBank genome assembly. Lineage: Eukaryota; Metazoa; Cnidaria; Anthozoa; Malacalcyonacea; Plexauridae.
AUGGCCGCCAGCACAAGGGGAAGCUUUGUAGACUACAAGCAAUUAAACUCCUUUUCCUCUGUUGUAAUGUACAACACGACACCAAAGAGAAGAAAUUCUAAAUUCUAUUCUGCCGAGCGAAUUAUUGGGCGAAGAAAACGACUCCAUGUAAGUAAACUUUGACCAAUUUUACCCAACAUGAUAUACAAGUAUAUAGUGAUUCUGUGAAUCACUGAAUGUCUUUAUGAAAUAUAUAUCUGUAUGAGUUCAAGAGGAACGAUUAUUUUUGCAACAUCUUGUCAUAUUCUUCCAAUAAUUGCAAGUAUAAUGACUCACAUGUAGCCAUUGUAUUGCCUUUAGGGCUAUGAAUACCUUAUAAAGUGGGAAGGCUGGCCAUUCCAUAGUUGUUCAUGGGAGCCAUCAGACAACUUAAACCAUGCUCUUUUAAGGUUAGUAUUUUUGUUAAAUAUUGUGGUACGUAGUAUAGCAAAAGUGUUGUUAUGCAACAUUAAAUUGUACUUAUUCUAUUCCUAUAGGAGUUACGGCAUGCCAGCAAAACCUGAUGGUCUCAGAUUGGAAAGAGCAUGUCGAGAUUUUGUGCAUGCCAUCCACUCAAGGCUAAAGUCCAAGUCCAAUGGAUCAGUGUAUGCAAACAUGGAAUUAGUUGUGUGGCGGUACAUCACUUUUGGGAAAGGCAGCCCAGCUGAGCACAAGGGACAUACAAUGUUUGAAAAUGAGGGAUUUCUACGUUUUGAUGGCUUACCUGAAAAUUGGUUUUAUACAUUAAACCAACAUGGUGAAGGUAUUAAAGUGAAAUUCCCAAUGAAGGCAAAGCCUAUAGUUUCCUGGACUUCCUCGACAUUUAUGUCAAAAAGUGGAAAAUUGGAAGUAGCGCCAAAAAUUCCCAUUGAAAAAAUUUCUAUUUCGUUUGUAAAAGCAGCUUGUAAUAUUGAGAAUAUAUAUCUAAAGUAG